UUGGGGCGGGGCAGGGAACGCUCUGGGAGAGCUACGUGCGAGUUGACGCCGCACGGCGCCCCGCCUUCUACGCACAGACGCCGAGAAGAAGGGGGUGUGGCCACGCUAGCGUCAGCGCCAUCAGGCCCGAGGUGGCGGUGAAACCCGUGUUCAGUGUAUGGUUUUCCCAGCCAAACGGUUCUGCUUGGUGCCAUCCAUGGAGGGCGUGCGUUGGGCCUUUUCCUGUGGCACUUGGCUGCCGAGCCGUGCAGAAUGGCUGCUGGCGGUGCGAUCGAUCCAGCCAGAGGAGAAGGAGCGCAUUGGCCAGUUCGUCUUUGCCCGGGACGCUAAGGCAGCCAUGGCUGGUCGUCUGAUGAUAAGGAAAUUAGUUGCAGAGAAAUUGAAUAUCCCUUGGAAUCAUAUCCGUUUGCAAAGAACUGCAAAAGGAAAACCAGUCCUUGCAAAGGACUCAUUGAAUCCUUACCCUAAUUUCAACUUUAACAUCUCUCAUCAAGGGGACUAUGCAGUGCUUGCUGCUGAACCUGAGCUACAAGUUGGAAUUGAUAUAAUGAAGACUAGUUUUCCAGGUCGAGGUUCAAUUCCAGAGUUCUUUCAUAUUAUGAAAAGAAAGUUUACCAACAAAGAAUGGGAAACAAUCAGAAGCUUUAAGGAUGAAUGGACUCAGCUGGAUAUGUUUUAUAGGAAUUGGGCGCUGAAGGAAAGCUUCAUAAAAGCUAUUGGUGUUGGACUGGGAUUUGAAUUGCAGCGGCUUGAAUUUGAUAUAUCUCCAUUAAACUUGGAUAUAGGCGAAGUUUAUAAAGAAACACGUUUGUUCCUGGAUGGAGAGGAAGAAAAAGAAUGGGCAUUUGAGGAAAGCAAAAUAGAUGAACACCAUUUUGUUGCAGUAGCUCUUAGGAAACCCAAUGGAUCUAGACACGAGGAUGUUUCAUCCCAAGAUGAUUCUAUACCAACCCAGAGGCAGUUUACUAUUCUUACCUUUAAUGAUUUAAUAUCAUCUGCUGUUCCCAUGACACCUGAAGAUCCUUCAUUUUGGGACUGUUUUUGCUUCACAGAAGAAAUUCCAAUUCGAAAUGGUACAAAGUCAUGAUAUGAUUCCCUACGUAAUAAAGGGAAAUGAAAAUUGUAAUCUUCCAUAUUCUCAGAAAAAAAAAAUCAAUGCCUGAUCAAGUUUUAUUUCACAAAAACUUUUUUUUUUUUUUUUUUUUUUAACUGAAAACUUUUACUAUUCAAAAAGCAGACUUCUGGUACAAUAUGUUUACCUCUUCCUGUCUGAAAUUGCAUUGAAUUGAUAGAAAAAGGCUGGAAGAAUUUACAUGUUCAUUGUAGAAAAAAAUAUGGAAAAAGGAAACAUUAGGAUCCCAUCUUUCAUAGAUAAGCUACUCUUUAAACUCUGAGUUCUCUUUCCAGACUUUUCUUGGCCAUUGAAUCCAUGUUAACUUUUUUUUAAAAUGGGAACACACUGUUUUGUAAGUUUUUUAAACUGUUUAUAAUACCUCUGUUACAUAAACUUUUAGUGGUUCUAAAGUACUCUCUUCUAUGACUAAUAUCAGUUAAGAUGCUUUUGACUAGAGGUAACAUUGUCCAAAUGGCUUAAGUAACCAAGGAUAUUUAUUAUAUAACAUAUAAUAAAUGUCAGAGGUUUCAUUAAGAAUUUUUUUUUUUUGCCCUCAAUUUAUUGAUUUUGCCUUAAGCUCAUCUCAUUCCCCAGCAUAAUGCUAUAACUUCUAGUUUUAUAUCUUCCUAAAAUUGCAUCUGCAAGGCAGGAAAGACCAUUUUUCCUGUAACAUUUAUUUUAUGGUGCGGAAUAUUUCUCCUAAUAGCCUCCAAAUUAUUUCCUCUCAUUUUCCAUCAACUCAGAUUUGGUCAUAGAGAAAGCUAGCAUCUGACAUUUUUUGCCUCUGUUAGAAGUAGAUUCUGUUGGGAAAGAAAAAGCUACAGGAGGUUUGGGAUUAUGGCAUUGAGGUGAAGCCCCACUGUCUGGCGUAAGAAAUAUGUGCCAUAAUGUACUUAUUUUCUUUUGUGUUAGGCAUUUUGAUUGUCUACAUUAUGUUACUGUAAGUGGUGCAGUGAAUGCCCUAGUACAUUUUGAGGCACAUGCUUAAUUAUGUCUUUUAAGAAAGUUUUUAGAACUGGAGUGUCUGACUGAAAGGGCUUAAAUAUUUUUAGAGCUUUGGUAAGUAUUAGCAUAUUGUUCUUCAGAAAAGCUAUCCAGUUUACACUUCCAUUUAGUAGUGUAUGUGUGACCAUGCCUAUCUGUAUACUCCCUGGUCAACUGUAGGUAUUAUCUUUUAUCUCCCCCUCCCCCGCAUUUACUCUUUGUCAGUAUACCUGAAGAAUGUUGUGUCAUUUUUUAAAAUUUGUAUUUCUUUCAUUACAAAUGAUGUUGAUAAACAUUACUGGUUAUUUGUAUUCCUUUUUUUAAUGAUCCUCUUGUUCAUUGUCUUCAAUCUGUUUUUAUUUUAGUUAAUAGGACUUAAUUUAAAAUGUGAACAUAAUAUAUUAAAAUGCCAAGACCAUCAUAUUGAUGACAGAAUCUAUUAUAUGGUUGUAGUGCAUGUCUUGGGAAGUUAGUCUUAUUGUUAAAUAUCAAAUAAUUUCAUUGUUUCUAUUACUAACAUUGAAAGUGGUAUGUAAACUGUAUAAAAAUAGGUACUUUUGUUAAUUAAAAAUCUUGGAAUGUUUUA
Molecule: messenger RNA, 2684 nt
Organism: Marmota flaviventris (yellow-bellied marmot)
Lineage: Eukaryota; Metazoa; Chordata; Mammalia; Rodentia; Sciuridae
Gene: Aasdhppt
Product: aminoadipate-semialdehyde dehydrogenase-phosphopantetheinyl transferase
Cellular component (GO): cytosol
Molecular function (GO): holo-[acyl-carrier-protein] synthase activity; magnesium ion binding
Source: RefSeq, a predicted model, not a curated record